AUACUUCUGGUUGGAGAAGCAACAGAUCCUUAAUGUUCCCUGAAAAACAACCUCACAUCACAUCUCAUUCGCCUCCAGGAAGACAUCAUCGCAAAUUGAUGGAAUAUUCCAAAGCACGCGUCGCGCGCAUUUAGUCAUUUAGAUCAUUAUUGGGGUCAACUUCCAUGUUUAGGAAAUGUGUUUUAAAAAAUUGGGGGGGGUCUGGCGGAUUUUGUGAUUUUUGUGAAUUUUCGGAUAAGGAAUAAUGCAACAAUAGGUGAGGACCUUGGGUUAUUACUCCCAAAAAUUAAUCUAGAAAUAGACUUUCUUUAAAUUGGCACAUUUUGUAGAUUUGAUGUAGAAUAUAACACUCCCAAUAUUCCAUAGCAUAAUCUGAAACUAUCGUUGAAGGUCGCCAAGUAUCCAUGACUGAACUGUUGAAUCUUUGAAGCCUAUUUUCCGCAACAACUUCUGCUUAUUUAUAGACAUUAUUCAACAAAUAUUUUGACCACAAAAGCCUGCCUAGUCCAGAUAUUAUAUAGAUGUUUUGAGAUUGCAACCUAUAGAUAAGAGUCGUUAGGGGAGUUGUAGCCUUUAUAACAGGAGGUUUUAGUCAAGGGCACUCUCUCUGCCUGCCUGCCGCUCGCAUUGGACUUGUUGAAAGCAACAACUGUCCCCGGUACAGUUGGAUACAUGAGUAGUAUUAUAACAAGGACUGACAUGAGGAAAAACUCAAUUGUCACCGUGUGAUUCACCGAGAUAUAAUAACUGAAUAACAAAUUAACGGAAUAACCAACCGUCUCUCCAUCUAAAUCUAUGAUUAACUCGGUGUGUGUUUCGUCUUACCGAGGACGCAAAUCAGGCAACAAACCUCCGUCCAAGACAUGCCUGAAGGAAGAGAUGACCAGGGGGGAAGACUCUGAAAAAAUAAUCAUCAAUGUUGGUGGCACAAGACACGAAACCUACAAAAGCACAAUUAGGACCCUACCGGGGACGCGCCUGGCAUUGUUAGCCGACCCGCCAGAGCCGGUGAACAACCCAGACACGGACUCCCUCCCACCGACUCCCUCCCUACCCAGAUCCAUAUCUCCAUAUCCAACUACAAACGAGUUAUUUUUCGACAGGCACCCUGGCAUAUUCGCUUAUGUGUUGAACUAUUAUAGGACUGGCAAGCUCCAUUGCCCCGCCGAUGUCUGCGGGCCUCUUUUUGAAGAGGAGUUGGCGUUUUGGAUGAUAGAUGAGACCGACGUGGAGCCGUGUUGCUGGAUGACAUACCGGCAGCAUCGGGACGCAGAGGAGGCGCUGGACAUAUUCGAACCACCGGACCCAGAUGACACGGACGAUGAACUACCCAGACGGUUCGGCAUUGAGGACUGCCCGGACCGAUCGAGGGGAUGCUGCGAAGUUUGGCAACCAAAGAUAUGGGCACUCUUUGAGGACCCCUACUCAUCCAGGGCUGCUAGAGGUAUAGCGUUUGCCUCUCUGUUCUUUAUCCUGAUUUCCAUCACUACGUUCUGCCUGGAGACUCACGAGUACUUCAACGACCUGCAGAACCACACGGAACGCGUGGUGGUGGGGAACCACACUGAGGAGGUGAUCUUGGUGAAGGUGGUGACCAAGCCCAUUCUGACCGUGGUGGAGGGUGUUUGUGUGGUCUGGUUCACCUUUGAGUUCUUCGUCCGCAUCGUGUGCUGCCCCGACAAGCUGCUCUUCAUCAAGAACAUGUUAAACGUCAUUGACUUCGUGGCCAUCCUGCCCUUCUACCUGGAGAUGGGCCUCAGCGGCCUGUCCUCCUCUAAAGCAGCCUCCGACAUCCUGGGGUUUCUACGGGUAGUCCGUUUCGUCCGGAUCCUCCGGAUCUUCAAGCUGACCAGGCAUUUCGUCGGUCUGAGGGUUCUCGGCCACACGUUGAGAGCCAGCGUCAACGAGUUCUGCCUGCUUAUUGUUUUCCUGGCGUUGGGCGUCCUCAUCUUCGCCACGAUGAUCUACUACGCAGAGCGGAUAGGGGCCCAACCGGACGACCCCCGCGGCUCUAAACACACCCACUUCAAAAACAUCCCUAUCUCCUUCUGGUGGGCCGUGGUCACCAUGACCACCCUGGGCUACGGGGACAUGUACCCCAAGACGUGGCUGGGCAUGAUAGUGGGCGCGCUGUGCGCCCUGGCGGGGGUGCUGACCAUCGCCAUGCCCGUGCCUGUUAUAGUCAACAACUUUGGGAUGUACUACUCCCUGGCCAUGGCUAAACAGAAGCUGCCUAAGAAGAAGAAAGCACACAAUCCGAACCCGGACGCUCCCACGGACACGCCCUCCUUCGGGAAGUCUGUCGCUACCUCUCCCAGGGACAGUACUCAGAGUGAUACAUGGCCGCUGGCUGCAGAGGAGAAUAUCAACAGGAACCGCUCAGACUCCAAGCAGAACGGAGACGCCAACUUGGCUCUGUCGUCGGAUGAGGGGUGCAGCCUGACCCAGCCACUGUCACCCAGCGAGAAGUGGAACCUACGGCACGGCCACGGCGACGGUCGAGAACACUCCCGGUCGGCCAGGGGGAACAAGAAAAGCAAGAAAGAGGCAACCUGCUUCCUGCUCACCUCCGGAGACUUCUCCUGCUCUGGAGGAGAACACACCAUAGUCACGGAAAGCUGUACAGACAUCCUGGCUGCUACUGGGCUCUACGCCCAUCCAGAAAUCACCACUCUGACCUGAAAAAGCCAUUUUGGAUUGAUGAAAGACAAGUGGUCGUGAACCAGGGUGCAUGGUGGCGAAGCUUCAGAUUUAGGCCCCUCCCUCCCUUCUCUAACUAACGUGAAGGUUCCUGGAUCGUUCCCGGAAGGUUCCAGAAGAAGAACGCUUGUCUUUCUGUCGAGUACAAAGUAACCAAACUCCGCGGUAGAAUCCUUCUAUCUGAUACUUUAGAAGAUACAGUUAUGUAUGUACACACAUCUGUCUGUUUUCCAAGCAUUUAGCAUGUAUUGUAUUGCAUGAUCUAGCACCAUAUAAUGUACCUUGAGAAAAUAAUAUCAGGUGAACGUUAAUGUUAAGGGACAUAUCUAAAGUUGAGGAGUGUUUUGAACAUCUCCUCUGAUGUUAAUACUCUUGAGUUUCAAUCAAACAUCAAUAUUUCCAAAUGGUGUUUUCAAGAAAUUGCCACUAUGGCAUUUGCUGAUUCUGUUUUAAAAGUGUUCAAUACACUAUACGAUCAGUUCAUAGUCCUUGUGAAGAAUCCUGAGACCAGAAACCAUAUGAUGUUUCAGAAAGAAAAAAAACGGCAGUCUUUCAUCAAUGAAGCAUAAUUGGUAAAUAUUGACUAACUAAAAUACAACACAAAAUGUGUGGACUUGCAUUGUCUAAAAAAAGUGACUGUGAACAAAUUACAGCAGGAUUAGAAGUACGAGUUGUUGUUCCAAGCCGACUGACUCCCAGCAAAAAUAUAGUCCAGCUUUGUUUUGAUUUAAACAUGACGGUGAACGGCUUCCCGAGUGGCGCAGCAUCACAGUGUUGCAGCAUCACUACAGCCUGGGGUUCGCUUUAGUUGGCUCAUCGCGCUUUAGCGACUCCUUGUGGCGGGCCGGGCGCCUGCAGGCUGACUUCGGUCCUCAGUAGAACAGUGUUUCCUCCGACACAUUGUUGCGAGCGGGUGUUAAGGAGUGUGGCGGAUGUUAAGAAGCGC
This is a messenger RNA of Oncorhynchus mykiss (rainbow trout), 3646 nucleotides long. Its product is annotated as voltage-gated potassium channel KCNC1. NCBI's taxonomy places the organism in Eukaryota, Metazoa, Chordata, Actinopteri, Salmoniformes, Salmonidae. Gene Ontology annotation, cellular component: axon terminus; voltage-gated potassium channel complex; postsynaptic membrane. Gene Ontology annotation, biological process: potassium ion transmembrane transport; protein homooligomerization; action potential. The record is from RefSeq and is a predicted model, not a curated record. Gene Ontology annotation, molecular function: protein binding; delayed rectifier potassium channel activity.